AUGUCUACACUCUCGUUUGCCAUUCGUGGUACGACAAGGAAGCACCUCGGCUGUCAAUUUGGCAGGACCACUUUCACGACUGGACGACUCACACACAUACACCGAUGUAGUAGAAGACAGCUGAAUACAACGACUGCGAGGGCAGAGCCUGCUCUGAACACCCAAAGCCCACGACUUGGACAAGAUGCACCUUUCGAACGUGCGGUGGCACAGCCAAAGGCAUUCCAAGCAUCGGCAAAACCUGAUCAUCUGAAGAAUGCGGACUACCUUGCUCACCCCAUACCAAGAUUUGAAGGCGAAGGGGUCCCGGAACUAACACUGCAGUUUAAUGAUGGCAAAUUGCAAUUCUACAACGAGGCCGACAACCACACCACAACGAUAUCUGGACGUUGGCUACGAGACAACUGCUCAUGCUCUCAAUGUCGGAAUGUCGACACUGCCCAACGCCAGAUCAAUGUCCUCAAGGGUAACAUGAACACAGAGAUCACCAGCUGCGAUCUGUCCGGACCGAACGACAGCACAGUCACAGUCACCUUCGGUGAUGGCCACACGAGUGAAAUACCAGUCGCCUCGAUCCUCAAGCGAAGAGGUCACAGAAUGACCCAGUCCCGCUACGGCCUCACACCCAUCACCAUCUGGCAAGCCGACAUCUCGAACUCGCCACCAUCCGUCUCCUACUCCACCGUAGAUAAGCAGCCCGGCAUGGCCUCCCUCCUCACCCAAAUCCGCACCCACGGCUUCUGCUUCAUCAAAGACAUACCCGUCACCCCCGAAGCCACAGAAACUCUCCUCAAAUCCAUCGGCCCCAUCCGCGAAACCCACUACGGCGGCUUCUACGACUUCACCUCCGACCUCUCCCUCAAAGACACCGCCUACACCUCCGAAGCUCUCGAACCGCACACCGACAACACCUACUUCACCGAGCCCGCAGGUCUGCAAGCCUUACACAUGCUCUCCCAUACCGACGGCACGGGCGGCGAAUCAAGCCUCGUCGACGGCUUUGGCGCUGCCACACAGUUAUAUGUCGAGGACCGGGAGGCGUACAAGAUCCUCGCCGAGACGGGAGUGUACGCGCACGCUUCCGGGAAUGAGGGGAUUUCUAUCCAGCCAUCACACGCGUUCUCUACCCUAUCUCAUGAUCCAGAAGGGGGUUACCUCACGCAGGUCCGCUGGAACAAUGCAGAUCGCGCAGGUAUUGCCGUGGACUUUAAGGAUAUGGAGAGGUGGUACGAUGCUGCGGCGAAGUUUGAUGCGUUACUCAAUGAUGCGAAGAAUGUGUAUUGGUUCAGACUUGAGCCGGGGACGAUGGUCAUUUUCGACAAUUGGAGAGUGCUGCAUGGGCGGGCGGCGUUUACGGGGAAGAGGAGGAUGUGUGGAGGGUAUAUCCCGAGGGAUGAUUUCAUCAGUAAGUACAGGAGUGUGGCGCUGAGCAAGGAGGAUGUAGCGUUUUCAACGGUGACGGGGUAG
Fulvia fulva is the source of this 1467-nucleotide messenger RNA. Its product is annotated as Trimethyllysine dioxygenase. The record is from RefSeq and is a predicted model, not a curated record. Bases 1 to 1467 code for a protein of 488 amino acids. Gene Ontology annotation, biological process: carnitine biosynthetic process. The transcript has 3 exons. Gene Ontology annotation, cellular component: mitochondrion. NCBI's taxonomy places the organism in Eukaryota, Fungi, Ascomycota, Dothideomycetes, Mycosphaerellales, Mycosphaerellaceae. Gene Ontology annotation, molecular function: trimethyllysine dioxygenase activity; iron ion binding.